Fusarium proliferatum ET1 is the source of this 1008-nucleotide messenger RNA. RefSeq names its product putative endopeptidase K. NCBI's taxonomy places the organism in Eukaryota, Fungi, Ascomycota, Sordariomycetes, Hypocreales, Nectriaceae. Gene Ontology annotation, biological process: proteolysis. The transcript has 5 exons. The record is from RefSeq and is a predicted model, not a curated record. The coding region runs from base 1 to 1008 and encodes 335 amino acids. Gene Ontology annotation, molecular function: serine-type endopeptidase activity.
AUGCACUCCCUCAAUAUUUUCUCUCUGGCUCACGCUUUCAUUGCCGCUCCUUUGAUUAUUCCUCGUGGCGCGCAUAAAUCUGAAAGAAAGUACAUAGCCGUCAUGAAGGCCAAUGUGGCUUCUAAAGCCAUCACUAGCAGAGUUGCCGGAGUUCCCUCGGAUGCCGAAUACACCUACUACAAUCUUUUCAAUAGCUUCUCAGCUAGCCUUACUAAACCCGAGCUGAAAGAUCUACUCAACGACCCCAACGUCGAUUUCAUCGAAAAAGUCUCCACCAUGCAUGGAGAUCAUACAACUUACACCUAUGACGAAAGUGCCGGCGAAGGCACAUGCACUUAUGUUCUUGACACAGGCAUCGAAGUCGACCACCCUGAACUCGAAGGUGGCGCCAGAUUCGUGCAGAACUUUGUUGAUAAUGCUGACUUGGAUGCAAAUGGUCAUGGGACUCAUAUUGCGGGCACCUUCGGGUCUAAAACGUACGGUGUCGCAAAGAAGACGCAGCUCUUCGCUGUCAAGGUUCUAAAUGAGUAUACAGCGGGUCAAUCAUCGGGAAUUCUCGCUGGCAUGGAUUUUAUCGCUGAAGAUGCUGCUACUCGAAAGUGUCUCAAGGGUAUUGUGUUCAACAUGUCUUUUAGUGUUGCUCCUUCACCUGCUAUAAACGCAGCUGCUAGAUAUAUUGUCAAAUCGGGUUGUUUUCUCGCUGUAGCGGCUGGCAACGAUGACACAGACGCAUCUCAAGUUUCGCCAAGCAAUGAGCCCAUGGCCUACAUUUUCGCCCCUGGCAUUGAUAUCAAGAGCACCUGGAUCAAAGGAGGUGUCAAACUCGAGUCAGGCACAUCAAUGGCAACACUACACGUCACUGGCCUCGCGGCUUAUCUUUUAGGCCCCAAGAAUAUCAAGGCGUCAGAAUUAUGCAACCUUAUUGCAACCAUGUCUCUGGAGGACGUCAUCAAGGGUAUUCCUGAAAACACGGUCAACCUGUUAAUCCAGAACAGCGAAGCGAAGUAA